This is a messenger RNA of Daucus carota subsp. sativus, 2667 nucleotides long. RefSeq names its product phosphatidylinositol 4-phosphate 5-kinase 4. The transcript has 8 exons. Gene Ontology annotation, biological process: phosphatidylinositol phosphate biosynthetic process. Bases 74 to 2332 code for a protein of 752 amino acids. The record is from RefSeq and is a predicted model, not a curated record. Gene Ontology annotation, molecular function: 1-phosphatidylinositol-4-phosphate 5-kinase activity; ATP binding. Lineage: Eukaryota; Viridiplantae; Streptophyta; Magnoliopsida; Apiales; Apiaceae. Gene Ontology annotation, cellular component: plasma membrane.
GAUGGAGGAGAACAUGUUUAAUGAAAGCGAAAAAUGGAGAUUUAAUGAAGUUUGAUUUUACUGUAAUUUCGUCAUGAAGGCGUGGGAAGCAACAGUGCGGAAAACACAGGCCGCAGCUAAGAAACGAGCCAACAAUAUUUUCGGGACAGCAUAUGUGCCUCAUGCCAGUGACGACGAAGGUGAGCGCCAUGAAGAAAAUGUGAUAGAAAACCAGAGCAUUGGAGAAGUUUAUGACGCUGAGAGAUUUUUGUCUAAUGGUGAUUGCUACAAGGGUCAAUGGGCCGAUAAUUUCCCACAUGGACAUGGGAAAUAUUGGUGGACAGAUGGGUGUAUGUAUGUUGGUGACUGGCAUAGAGGCAAGACUAAUGGAAGAGGCUUGUUCAGCUGGCCUACAGGGGCUGUUUAUGAGGGUGAAUUUAAGAAUGGAUAUAUGGAUGGUGCAGGGACUUAUUCGGGACCGCAUGGAGACAUGUAUAAGGGCAAUUGGGUGAUGAACUUGAAGCAUGGGUAUGGCGUGAAAGGGUACUCGAAUGGAGAUUCCUACGAUGGAGAAUGGUGCAGAGGAAUGCAGGAUGGGCAGGGGACUUAUAAGUGGAAAAAUGGGAAUUAUUAUGUCGGACAAUGGAAGAAUGGAAUGUUUAGUGGAAAAGGGAAAAUGCAUUGGAGAGAUGGGGAUAGGUAUGAUGGGUAUUGGGAAGAUGGCUUGCCUAAAGGAAAUGGAACAUAUAAAUGGGGUGAUGGAAGUUUUUAUGUAGGGAAUUGGAGUAUGGAUCCUAAGGAUCAAAGUGGGAGUUAUUAUCCAUGUGGCUCGAUGUUGGUUGAUGGAAAUUUUGAUUGGGAUCCUCAGGAGGUAUAUAAUGUUCGAUUGAAAGCAUGUAGGGUUUGUCCUGGGGAGAAAGUUCCAGUUUUGCCAUCUCAAAAGAAGUUGGCUGUUUGGAGAUCAUCUAAAGGUGCUGAUCCAAAUGUCAGGCCUAGGAGAAUGUCGGUCGAUGGAAGAAUCGAGGCUGGUGCCAAUAAAGAUUUGAGUCCUUUUGAUAGAAGUCGCAGGGGGUCAAGGGAGGAUGUUUCUUUGGCUCUUGAUGAUUUGGGCACAAGAGGUAGUCCUAUAAGGAUACCAAAAGUUGUGAAGAAACAAGGGGAAACAAUCUCUAAAGGCCAUAAAAAUUAUGAGUUAAUGCUUAAUUUACAGUUGGGAAUUAGGCAUUCUGUAGGAAGACCGGGUCCACCUCCAUCGCUAGAUUUAAAGCCUUCGGCAUUUGAUCCAAAGGAGAAAGUCUGGACAAGGUUUCCUCCAGAGGGAUCAAAACACACCCCACCACACCAAUCUUGUGAGUUUAGAUGGAAAGAUUACUGUCCAUUAGUUUUCAGGACUUUAAGAAAGUUGUUCAAGAUAGAUGCAGCUGAUUAUAUGUUAUCUAUAUGUGGGAACGAUGCCCUUAGGGAACUCUCCUCUCCAGGGAAAAGUGGAAGCUUUUUUUACUUGACUAAUGAUGAUCGAUACAUGAUCAAAACAAUGAAAAAGGCUGAAGCAAAAGUCCUCAUAAGGAUGCUCUCGGCAUAUUAUAAUCAUGUACGUGCAUACCAGAAUACUCUGGUUACCAAAUACUUUGGACUGCAUUGUGUACGACUAAAUGGAUCAGCACAGAAGAAGGUACGCUUCAUUAUCAUGGGAAAUCUCUUCUGUUCAGAAUACACAAUUCAUAGACGAUUUGAUUUGAAAGGAUCAUCUCUUGGACGUAGCACUGAUAAGCCUGAGGCAGAGUUGGAUGCUAACACAAUUCUCAAAGAUCUUGAUCUGAAUUUUCUGUUUCGACUACAGAAAACAUGGUUUCAAGAAUUCAGAAGGCAAGUGGAUAGGGAUUGUGACUUUCUUGAGCAAGAGAGGAUAAUGGACUACAGCCUUCUAGUUGGUCUUCACUUCAGAGAACCUAACGUUGAUGCUGAUCUCAUCCCCGCAGGAGCUAAUGGUGAUUCAGACGCAGAAUCUGCCCCUCGUCUUUCAAGAGCAGACAUGGAUAAACUUCUUUUAGACCCUGCAGGGUGGUCUAGUAUAAGGUUGGGGGUGAAUAUGCCAGCGAGAGUGGAGAGGACUGAAAGAAAGAGUGAUUAUUUUGAGGGUCAGCUAGUAGGAGAACCAACUGGAGAAUACUAUGAUGUUGUCAUGUUUUUUGGCAUCAUUGACAUACUUCAAGACUAUGACAUUACCAAGAAACUCGAACAUGCAUACAAGUCCAUGCAGUAUGAUCCCACUUCAAUUUCAGCCGUUGAUCCUAGACAAUACGCUAAGAGAUUUCGCGAUUUUGUCCUCAAGAUUUUUGUGGAAGAUUCUUAAUUAUAUAGAUCACCUGAAGACCUAACUACAUGUAUAUUCACAAGUUCAGUACUACAACAAAGCUUCACUCUUCAGCAUAUCGAGUCCAGGCUACUGAUAUCCUCUCUAUAUAGUUAAUACUUUCUAUACAGAGAGAAAAAUAUGGUUACCACAUACAAAGAAGGGGAGUCUGCAACUGCAAGUAGACAUUGUUAAGAAUUUUAAAGCUCAGUACACUCAAACAGUGUUCCAUCUGCGAAGUGCAAUGCCAGAAACUGCAUUUGUUGUAACAUAUGUAUCAAUUUUGUGAACUUCUAUAUACAUAUAAUUGCUAAGAUAUUUUUUUGGAUUUGAUU